Molecule: messenger RNA, 1523 nt
Organism: Owenia fusiformis
Lineage: Eukaryota; Metazoa; Annelida; Polychaeta; Sabellida; Oweniidae
Source: the annotation of a GenBank genome assembly
AUCGGAACACGCAAUCAUCACUAACACCCUCAAUAAGCAAUAUCACCAGUAGAACGUUGUCCAGAGUUAUGGAAAACUGGUGGGAUGAAUUCAGCUUCGGCAGCCCGGUGUCAGACGACAUCGCUAUGUUAGGAACGCAAUUUGGAAACACAUCAUACACAAGCGACGAGCCGGACUCUCCUAGCGCUGGAUCAACCGGUUCAGACUGUGAAAACUUAGACUUUAGCAAAAAUUGUUCUAACAGACUCAAAACUCACCAAAAAUACAAACAAAAUAAAAAUCCAUUAAAAAGAGUAAUCCAACGACAAGCAGCAAAUUGCCGAGAAAGGAAGCGGAUGAAAACUCUCAAUGACGGUUUUGAAAAGUUACGUGAUCACAUACCAGAAGCCAGUAUGGACAAAAAACUCUCUAAAGUGGACACUCUGCGGCUUGCCAUCCAAUAUAUAGAUCAACUGCAGUCCAUGAUCACCGUUUUUGAUGACAGUUCUGAAGGCGGAAUGAAAGAUACGUCAUCAGAAAAUAAAAAAGUCAUAAUAAGAUGCCACGCAACAAAUACUGAUGGAUACCAUAGUCACGAUAGCCCCUUAUAUGGCCACUCUCUUUCCUGGUCAAACAUAACCACCCACACACCAGAUGAAAAUAAUAGACUAAAAGCUAAAUUAUGGACCCCUGAGUGCUCAGUGCCAGAGACAUAUCAGAUACAAGAGUGCAAUUUCCGAGACUUGCUAUGAAUGACGGCAAAGGGACAUGUGCAAUAAACUACAAUCAGCAUUCAUUCAUCCAAGACGAGAUGAAAAACAAUGACGUCAUAACUGCUCAAUAUGUUAAAAAAAGCGAUAACUAUGAUGUAUUUGCAAUGUUCCAAUACAUUAUAUAUUAUUUACAUAGAACCAAAGUUGUAGAGACAAUCAGCGAAUUAAAAGUCAGUGUUCAGUUCACUAAACAGAAAAUGUCAGGUGUGCUUUCUUUUUGUACAAUAACUAUUUCUCACCAUAAUUACCUAUCCUUCUUGCCUGCCUCAAUGAUCUUUUAAACAACAAAAUUGCGCUUUGUAGUUCAACUUUAAUUGGUGUAAUUACAAGUAAAAUCUAUUAACAGUGAUCCACACGCAAAAAAUAAAAACUAUGUUUAAUAAUUAAAAUAUGUUUUGUGGGGAAACGUUCUGUUUCAUUACAACGAUCUUGUAAUUAGUGGUCAACUUGGCUGGAGAGUGCAAUUUGUAAAUAUAUUACAGUAUAAAAAACAGAUGAUAAUAUAUUUUGUAUUCAAAUUAGAGAAAUUAUAUAAGAAUAUUUAGUGCUAUGUAUUUCUUACAAACAAAUGUACAUAUCUUGUUCAAAUCAUAAUUGUGUAAUUAUGUGAUUCUACUUGCAAUUCCAUGUUAUUCUAUUGUAAAUACAUAAUAAGCCACUAUUAUUUUACUGUUUGUAUCAUAUGACCAAAAUGUGUUCAAUUUUACAUGAGCAUUUUUAUAUUUUAUUACAGAAACACGCAAAGCCAAAUAAAUGUUAAAAUGUACGAAU